AUGCCUCUCUUUGCCCCAGUCGUCAAGCUCCGCAAGCACUCUGCUACUUCUCCGACAUGUCUACCGCCAUCCACGCCAUUAGCGACGUGUUCAACGACGAACUUGUCUGCAGCGGAGCUUAAUAAUAAUAAUACGAGCUUUUAUCAUCAAUCUGUUCCCUCUGGUGCAGAUGCUUCUUGUCCACCGCCAUCAUCAUCGAAUCCGGAAUAUCAGCAUCAGCCUUACAGUGCCCCGUCUGCUCCUGUGCAGUCCACUCCUCCAGUCUACGCAUACAACCAGCAGGGCUUCGAUGCCGUCUCGCUGAAACUCGACAAUGUCAUCACGGCGAACGAUGACGGCUCGUUUAGCGGGCUGGAAAGUGAUCUGGUUGUCACCCACGCACAGCCUGUGCUUCGCGGUGGAGAUGCUCGAGAGAAUAACAGGCGAUCCAAAGACAAAGACAAAAAGACGGCUGCUGCCACCCGUGUCGUUUACUUCGCUACCUGGCCGCUUCUCUGCCUAGCAGCACAGUACUCGCGUCGAGCAUACGACAAGCCCUCCGGAGCGGAACGUCACACCCACAUCGAGGCCGACUGGCGUCGGGGCACGAAAGCCAUGAUGAUCAAGUCCGUCCCGCUCGACGACAUGAACACGAUCGUCUUCGCCAUCCGCGGCACGCAGAGCUUCCGCGACUGGACGGUCAACGUGCGGACGGACCCUAAAUCCCCAGAAGGCUUCCUCGACGACGAGGGGAACCUGUGCCAUGCCGGGUUCCUGUCCGUGGCGCGCAGGAUGGUCCGUCCCGUGGCCAGGCGACUGCAGGAGCUGCUGCGUGAGAAUCCCAACCGGGCGUCGUGCUCGCUGCUGAUCACGGGCCAUUCCGCGGGUGGUGCGGUGGCCAGUCUGCUCUACUGCCACAUGCUGUCGCUGUCGCAGACCGUCGAAUCUGAACUGACUCACUUGCGGGGAUUCUUCAAGCGCGUGCAUUGCGUGACGUUUGGCGCGCCGCCGGUCUCGCUCCUGCCGCUGGAAACGCCUCGCUCGCCGGCAUACCGCAAAUCGUGCUUCUUCUCCUUCAUCAACGAGGGGGAUCCGGUGCCGCGGGCGGACCGGGCCGCCAGGCUCGCCAUUAGCUCAUCUGAACACUCUGCUAUCGAACAACCAUUCCACAACCAAGCUGAGCGCAAAGCCACAAAACAAGAAGCAGCCCGUUGCGCGUUGGAAGGUGCCCAUCUCGUCGCUAUCAGUUGCAGGACGCCUAGUCAUCUUCGGACGAGCAGUAAAAACAGACAGAACCAACAGCAGCAGCAGCAAGACUCAUCCAUCGAAGCAUGCGUAACCACAGACGCCGAACUGCGAAUCGUCGUCUUUGGCGACCCGAUGAUGCAUUCGAUGGACCUGUAUGCGCAGCGGAUUGAAACGCUGGCGACGAAUGCUGUGACGGCGAAGCUGAGCACGACGUAG
Molecule: messenger RNA, 1443 nt
Organism: Rasamsonia emersonii CBS 393.64
Lineage: Eukaryota; Fungi; Ascomycota; Eurotiomycetes; Eurotiales; Trichocomaceae
Exons: 5
Coding region: 1-1443 (480 amino acids)
Biological process (GO): lipid metabolic process
Source: RefSeq, a predicted model, not a curated record